Molecule: messenger RNA, 731 nt
Organism: Polyodon spathula (Mississippi paddlefish)
Lineage: Eukaryota; Metazoa; Chordata; Actinopteri; Acipenseriformes; Polyodontidae
Gene: mrpl52
Product: mitochondrial ribosomal protein L52
Exons: 5
Coding region: 67-468 (133 amino acids)
Biological process (GO): mitochondrial translation
Cellular component (GO): mitochondrial large ribosomal subunit
Molecular function (GO): structural constituent of ribosome
Source: RefSeq, a predicted model, not a curated record
CCGAGUAUUUUUGGCCACUUUAAGGCGCCGUCGUCACCUUGACGUCGGCGGAGCUAAGAAAACAAAAUGGCUGCACCCAUAGUCACGUCUCUGAAAUCAGGUUUGCUCUUGUGUCCCCGCACUUGUCAGCUCCGCAGAGCUCAAAAUAUUGCUCUAAGUGCAGCUUCCCAGGCUGGGAGCAAAUGGAGAAUCGAGAAUGGCUUUGCUAGAAGCGGCACAGAAUACGGACCUUUGACAGACCUCCCUGACUGGUCGUAUGCUGAUGGCAGAGCAGCACCUCCUCUCAAAGGACAGGUUCGAAGAAAGCAGGAGAUGGAAGAAUUGGCAAGGAGAGUUGUGAUGUUGAGUUCAGAAGUGGACCGCGGAAUGGAGAGAUGGAGAAAGACGCAGGAAGAAAAGAAGAAAAAAGAAGGGAAGAAUCUGUCCCUCCUUUUAAAACCCAAAGGAGACCGACUGCUUAAAAAAUAAACUGCAGCCCUUGUCAGCCUUCCCCUUACUGUUUUAAUCUUGGAUUCCGAACAUGUGCCGCUGCAGUGAUCUCAUGCAGUCUGGACACAUUUCAAUCCUCUUGUGUCUGUAGGCAAGUUAUAGCAGUCAAGUUAAAAAAGUUACAUUGAUGCACGCUUUGAGUGAGGGGUGCUGUUUACUGACUGGAACCUACGAUUCUCCAGACAAACGCCAUCAAAUAAUAAUUCAAAAUGCAUGUUGUAAUAAAAACACCUCUUCUUUUU